Molecule: messenger RNA, 354 nt
Organism: Haplochromis burtoni (Burton's mouthbrooder)
Lineage: Eukaryota; Metazoa; Chordata; Actinopteri; Cichliformes; Cichlidae
Gene: ripply2
Product: ripply transcriptional repressor 2
Exons: 3
Coding region: 1-354 (117 amino acids)
Biological process (GO): embryonic pattern specification; negative regulation of transcription by RNA polymerase II
Cellular component (GO): nucleus
Source: RefSeq, a predicted model, not a curated record
AUGGAGACCUGCGCUAACAAGAGUGGGCUAUCGUCUGUUUCUAACGGAGGCAAUUCGAGCCAGCAGUCCGAGUUGUGGAGGCCAUGGUUUCGAAAUGAGGAUAACAAUGUCCGACACAAGAAUCUUUCAAACCAUGGAGACCUCAGUGGCGCAAAAGAUCCGAAAACACCUCAAGUGAUCCAUCCAGUCAAGUUGUACUGGCCAAAAUCGAGAUGCUUUGAUUACCUGUACCGGGACGCAGAAAUACUCCUUCGCAACUAUCCAGUCCAAGCAGCAAUCUGCACCUACGAAGACUCCAGCAGCGACGAAGACAACGAUGAUGACGAGGAGGAGGUUGAAAAGGAGAGGAACUAA